AUGACGUUCUUUUGUGUGUUGAAGGAGGAGUCGGCCUUGUGGCAAGUUGCUGACACGUCUGAUCGUGGAAAGGGGCUGGGGAAAGGAAGUGCCAAGCGGCACCGCAAAGCGCUGCGCAACAUCCAGGGCAUCGCCAAGCCAGCCAUCCACUGCCUGGCCCACAUCUCAGGGCUCAUCUACAAGGAGACCCAUGGGGUGCUGAAGGUUUUCCUGGAGAACGUCAUCAGUGACGCUGUCACCUACAAAGAGCACCCCAAGAGGAAGACCACGACUGCCACGGACAUGGUCUAUGCCCCGAAGCGCCAGAGCCACACCCUCUAUGGAUUCGGUGGCUAAUCCAAAGUCCCUUCAACUGUUUUACGCAAAGCCCCUUUUCAGGGCCACCAACAUCUGCAUUGAAAGAGCUGAGCUUGUUUUUAGUAGGAAGCCUUGAACAGUUUACAUCAAAAUGUUUUAAAGUCCUAUAUAUGUGCUUGCCUAUCCGUGUAUUUACCUAUAAUUGACAAUCACUCAUAUUG
Messenger RNA from Alligator mississippiensis (American alligator), 518 nucleotides. RefSeq names its product histone H4. The coding region runs from base 1 to 336 and encodes 111 amino acids. The record is from RefSeq and is a predicted model, not a curated record. The transcript has 2 exons. NCBI's taxonomy places the organism in Eukaryota, Metazoa, Chordata, Crocodylia, Alligatoridae. Gene Ontology annotation, molecular function: protein heterodimerization activity; DNA binding; structural constituent of chromatin. Gene Ontology annotation, biological process: nucleosome assembly.